CAACACUAAUUCUAAAAUCACUAUCGACAAUUUUAAACCCUCAUUUCCUCCAGAAAUCGCUACUGAUGAUUUAAUUUCGAAAUUCAGAACUAAUUCUAAAUAUAAUAAAAUUUCUAAUCCUCAUCCCUUUACUAUUUAUAGAAAUGUUUUUAAUAGAGAGAUAGCCAAAUUAAACCAUGAUAUUUCUUUACUAGAAAUACAUGCAAGAGCUAGCAAAAGCUGGCGUAAAGAACCCAAAUAUGUUAAAAAUGCUUAUAGAAAGUUUGCAAAAGAGAUAAAUUUAUCUCAUGAGAUUAAGUUUGAAUCUCUUAUCAAAGAAACACAGAAGAAUAAAAGCGACACUGAUGAAUGUAAUACAUUUAACGACAAGAUAGAAAGAUUAUUGAAAGAAUAUAAUAUCAGGAGAGUUAAAUAUUCGCAAAUUAAAAAUCGUCAACUCAUUGAUAGAGGUGGAUCUGCGGUGGUGUACUCUGUUAAUUUACGAGGACAAAAGCGUGCAUUAAAAAAUUCAACGCAUAAUUAUGCCAUUGCUGUAAGAAUUUUUCGUGGUGAUCGUGAAAAGAUGAUUCCUGGUAAACCACAAGAAUACGCAAAUCUUUAUAUGAGAUGUUGGUCUUCGGAGCCAGAAAAACGUCCUACAAUAGAUAGCAUUUUGAGUGAUCUUGAUAGAUUCUCAACGACAGCUAUUGAAUCUAUA
Messenger RNA from Racocetra fulgida, 697 nucleotides. NCBI's taxonomy places the organism in Eukaryota, Fungi, Glomeromycota, Glomeromycetes, Diversisporales, Gigasporaceae. The record is from the annotation of a GenBank genome assembly.